AUGUGUCCGAGACAAACAACCUCAACAACCAAGACCAUGUGUGGCUACUACGGAAACUACUAUGGAGGCAGAGGCUAUGGCUGCUGUGGCUAUGGAGGCCUGGGCUAUGGCUAUGGAGGUCUGGGCUGUGGCUAUGGCUCCUACAGUGGCUGUGGCUACCGUGGACUGGGCUAUGGCUGCUGUGGCUAUGGAGGCCUGGGUUAUGGCUAUGGAGGCCUGGGCUGUGGCUAUGGCUCCUACAGUGGCUGUGGCUACCGUGGGCUGGGCUGUGGCUAUGGCUGUGGCUAUGGCUAUGGCUCACGCUCUCUCUGUGGCUGUGGCUAUGGAUGUGGCUCUGGCUAUGGAUCUGGAUUUGGCUAUUACUACUGA
This is a messenger RNA of Alexandromys fortis (reed vole), 369 nucleotides long. RefSeq names its product keratin-associated protein 6-3. Lineage: Eukaryota; Metazoa; Chordata; Mammalia; Rodentia; Cricetidae. The record is from RefSeq and is a predicted model, not a curated record. The transcript has 3 exons. Gene Ontology annotation, biological process: keratinization. The coding region runs from base 1 to 369 and encodes 122 amino acids.